Paramacrobiotus metropolitanus is the source of this 1900-nucleotide messenger RNA. Its product is annotated as transcription factor kayak-like. The coding region runs from base 282 to 1490 and encodes 402 amino acids. NCBI's taxonomy places the organism in Eukaryota, Metazoa, Tardigrada, Eutardigrada, Parachela, Macrobiotidae. Gene Ontology annotation, molecular function: DNA-binding transcription factor activity. Gene Ontology annotation, biological process: regulation of DNA-templated transcription. The record is from RefSeq and is a predicted model, not a curated record. The transcript has 3 exons.
GUUGUUAUUUGACACGAGAGACGUGAAGUCGCAAAACAGAACAGAACACUCGACAAUCGACAUCACUUUGUGACUUUCAGAUUGUUCGUUUUUACGAAGCUUUUGCACUUUUGGAUUUAAUUAAUUUCGCUACGCUGCUUGCAGAUUUGCCCCAGUUUAAUUGUAAACUCUACUCUAUUUAUUUUGCGGAAGAAUAGUAAAUCUUUGAAAGAUCAAGUUUGAGCUGCCAUAAAGUUUUUUGGCUGCCGUUUCAUCUUGUUCGCCUAUCAGGUUAUUCAGGUAUGAUGGCAAAAUCGGUUGCUAAUCCGAAGCCAUUCGUGUGCCAUGAUUGUGGCAAGGAUUUUGUUUCUCGCGACAAGCUAAAUCAUCAUCAACACAAACUUCACGGGCAUCCUCGCCAGUUAACCGUGUCAAUAAGUAAUCCCUCGUUAAAUAACGCGCAGGCUGCUGCAGAAUUCAACGAUGAAACUCCGACACCAAGCCGUUUUCAAGAUGGAGAACUGCUGCAGGACAUUGGCAAGGACACCACCAUGGACACUCCAGCGCGUUUGUUGCAGGAAUAUCAGAUCACUCCUUCCGUCUUCGAUAAGGAUUUUCGCGAGAGUUUCGCGAAAUUAGCGGGAAAGACAUCCCCUGCUCUGGCCGGUCGAGACAUGGUUAAACGUGCACUAUUGCGACAGAAUUCACAGGAUGCAUCCAUCAAGGAGGAAAGCAUGGAUUUGGGGUCGAUUGGCGCAGUGUCCCCGCGAACUUACCUCAUAAAUCAUCUCAAUUCCGUCGGACCGAUUGUGGUGUCAAGCGGUGGAGCCCUGAAUCCUCCUGUUCCGACGAUAGUCGCCAAUCCCUCGAUGUCCCUUAUGCAAAUGGGUGGGCUGUUGCUUGGCCAGGCUAUGCAUGGUGCCUCCAAUUCAGACGAACUCCAGACUCAGCUCCAAGAACUGUGGGCUUUGUCUUCUCAGGGUUUGGACAGUCUCCUUCCCCAUUCUGGAUCACCCAGUGAGCGCGAGACCAGUACUCCUCGUUCUGAAGGCUUCACUAAUGGCCGUGAGGGUUCGGUUAAGCGGAAAGCGGACGACAUGUCCGACUCAAUGAGCGUAGCCUCCUCAUCUGAACGCUCCGCGACGCCGGCGCGCAAAACCAAAGCCAUUCUUCCUACCGAUGAUCCUCAGUUAGCGGAUAAGCGGCGGCGUAACCGUUUGGCUGCAGAGAAGUGCCGUGAGAAGCGGAAGGCUCGACAACGAAAGCUCGAAGAGGAAAAUGAGGAGCUACAGGAGAAACUGAAAGUGCUAAAGGGCAAGUACGAUGAACUGACCCAGUGUACUCAGAAAGUGAUUGGAAACCUGCAAACGGAAAAUGGUCUGUUGCGAGCGGAAAACCAGCAAUUACAGGUGGCGCUGAAAGGCGGCGUGCUGCCCUCUAUGGAUGGACGGGCAGUGUCUCCAGCACAUGGACUGCCUAUAAUUCUGCAGAGUGGUGAUGGAGGAAUGUAAUAAACUUCAAAGGAUUUGGACACUAGCCGCAUAAGGGGUGCGAUCAGCGAUGCCAGUGUGCGAGACACGCAACAAGUGGAUACCGUUGAGCAUAGCAAAUCGGUUCGGAAAUUGAUCUGAAAUGUGGCGCGGAGUGAGUUAUUUUUUGUACAAUGGGUUCGUUUCUGGUUGGUUUCGACGAUGGUAUAUUAUUGUAUUCUGUGUACGAAAGUAAUAUUGGGUUUGUGGUUUUUGUUAUUACAAUACAAUAUAACUUCCGGUACUGUACUUGUGACGGAAUGCCUUUACACAGUGCAUAUGCACAUGACGAUGUAUUACGAUGUUUUUAAUUGUUUUAGGGUAAAUUUUUGUUGCUAAAACAAAAAAAAAGUUUAUAACGUGUUAAAACUACAAAAAAAGAAUAAAUGACU